Messenger RNA from Zerene cesonia (dogface butterfly), 1316 nucleotides. RefSeq names its product replication factor C subunit 4. Gene Ontology annotation, biological process: DNA repair; DNA-templated DNA replication. Gene Ontology annotation, molecular function: DNA clamp loader activity; DNA binding; ATP binding. The transcript is spliced from 6 exons. The record is from RefSeq and is a predicted model, not a curated record. Bases 128 to 1180 code for a protein of 350 amino acids. Gene Ontology annotation, cellular component: nucleus; DNA replication factor C complex. Lineage: Eukaryota; Metazoa; Arthropoda; Insecta; Lepidoptera; Pieridae.
UCUCAUUUGAAGUUUUUGAUUGUUUUCCCGCGUUAGAUAAUGUUGCUUUCUUUGAUUUAGAUUCUUUUUAGAUAAUUACAAGGUUAAAUGAUAUUCAUUUUCGUUUCUAAUACAUCAUUUUGAAAAAAUGCAGGCAUUCUUAAAGACGGGUAAAAUCACCGCUUCUGAUAAAGCAAGCACUUCAAGUACAAAAACCACUAAGAAGAAACCUCCCGCACCAUGGGUUGAAAAAUACCGACCGAAAACUAUAGACGAUAUAGUGGAUCAGGGAGAGGUUGUACAGGUUUUGAGGGAAUGCUUAUCUGGCAGCGAUUUGCCUCACCUUUUAUUUUAUGGACCUCCCGGAACAGGAAAAACCAGUGCGAUAUUAGCUGCAGCUCGUCAGCUCUUUGGAGAUAUUACUCGGGAUCGUGUUUUAGAAUUAAAUGCUUCUGAUGAACGCGGCAUUCAAGUUAUCAGGGAUAAAGUGAAAUCUUUCGCUCAAUUAACUGUUAGCAACACCAAACCAGAUGGUAGACCAUGUCCAGCGUAUAAACUAGUGAUCCUCGAUGAAGCAGACUCUAUGACAAAUGCGGCACAAGCAGCACUCCGUCGGACAAUGGAGAGAGAGACUCGCACAACCCGGUUCUGCCUAAUUUGCAACUAUGUGUCGAGAAUUAUACCACCUAUAACUAGUAGAUGCUCUAAGUUCAGGUUUAAACCGUUGGCCAGAGAAAAUGUUAUAAAAAGAUUGCGUGAAAUAUGUGAGUCGGAAGGUGUUGAUGUUGGUGAGGGUGAGGUGUUACACCAGGCCGUGGAUACUUGUGAUGGAGACCUUCGCCGUGCGCUUACAGCGUUGCAAUGCUGUCAACGAUUGCUCGGCAAGAUUACUGCAGAAGGACUUAUUGAGGUGACAGGACUGGUUCCAGAUAAAUUAGUCAAUGAAUAUCUGAGUAUCAAGAACUAUAGUGAAUUGGAGCAAUUUGUUGAAAAGUUUCUAAUGGAUGCAUAUUCCGCAUCUCAGUUGUUAGAGCAGUUGAGUGCGACGGUGGUGAACAGCGGCCAUUUGACGAACAAACAAAAAUGCUGCAUAAGCGAGAAGCUAGCUGUUUGCUCCCAUAGGCUCCUAGAUGGCGGGGCUGAAGUCAUGCAACUCACCGACUUGGGCUGUACAAUAAUCAUGGCCAAUAAUAACCCCUAAAUCUCACCCCUUUUCAAUUUUCUAAGUAUAAAUGUAUGAGUCAAAGCGGUUGAAAUUGUUUUGCUUGUCAGGUUCUUAUUCUUUUCGUUUUCUAAGAACCGUGCUAUUGUUUCGGUAAUAUAACGAUUUGUUGCGA